Messenger RNA from Notolabrus celidotus (New Zealand spotty), 1970 nucleotides. RefSeq names its product dynein heavy chain 12, axonemal-like. The transcript has 12 exons. The coding region runs from base 6 to 1778 and encodes 590 amino acids. The record is from RefSeq and is a predicted model, not a curated record. Gene Ontology annotation, molecular function: protein binding. Gene Ontology annotation, cellular component: cytoplasm. NCBI's taxonomy places the organism in Eukaryota, Metazoa, Chordata, Actinopteri, Labriformes, Labridae. Gene Ontology annotation, biological process: intracellular signal transduction.
AGGUCAUGGAGUUUGAUAGAUUCAGGCCUAAGGAUGAUGAAGAUGAUGAUGAAGAUGCUGCUACACAGUACAUGAUUGAACAGAGUCUGCUGGAGUGUAACAAACAGAAGGAAACCCACAAAGACAACAUGGGGCGAGACAACAGCUCUGAGUCCGCAGACAGCAGCAAGAUCUUCACAGCCAUCAGACAAGGUAAUGAGAAGCUGUUGAAGGAUCUGUGCCUCAGACAAAGAGACAUGUUUUCAAAGACAGACAGCAAAGGAUGGACCCCUCUACAUGAAGCUGCAGCUCAGAGCAACCAAACCGUCCUGGAGCUCACACUCAAAGCUUCAGGUCCAGACUCGGUGAAGUGUUGCUCUCUCUGCGGGAAGACCCCUCUCUUCAUAGCAGUAGAGAAAGGUCUGAUUGAAAACGCCUCCUUCCUCCUGCAGCACGGAGCUGAUCCGGACUGCAAGGACCAGGAUGAGGACGCACCACUGUUUGCAGCGGUCCGCUCUGAGCGCACUGAUCUGGUGAAGCUGCUGCUCCGGCGGGGCUCCAGGGUGAACCAGGAGGGAUGCCACGGCCGCCGUCCGCUCCACGAGGCCUCUCGUCUGGGGAAAUCAGCUCUGGUGAAUCUGCUGCUGGAGGCUGGAGCCACCACAGACCCUCGCAGCCACUAUGGCCUCACACCGCUGGCUCUGGCGGCUCAGGGAGGACACCUGGAGGUGGUGGAAACUUUGCUGAGGAGAGGUGCAGACGUCCUGUCCCAGGCCCAGGAUGAGGCCUCCAUCCUGUUCGAGGCCUCUGCAUCAGGAGACCCUGCAGUCAUCAGUGUGCUGCUGGAGUACGGAGCGGAUGCCAACAUGGCCAAACACACGGGACACAUGCCGAUCCAUCGAGUCGCACACAGAGGACACCUGCCAGCUCUGAAGCUGCUGAUUCCUGUCACGUCUGUGUCCGAGGUGAACGACAGUGGCAUGAGUCCUAUCCACUCUGCAGCUGCAGGAGGACACACACACUGCCUCAAGGCCCUGCUGGAUGCAGGUUACGACCCUAACUUCAUGCUCCACCCCUGGCUUCGCCGCAGCUACAACGAUGAGAGGAAGUCUGCGCUCUUCUUCGCCGUCUGCAACAGUGACGUGGCUUCAACCAAGAUGCUGCUGGAGAACGGAGCCAUGGCCAACCAAGACCCCAUCAAAUGUCUGCAGAUUGCUCUGCGUUUGGGUAACUACGAGUUGAUCAACGUGCUGCUGAGGUUUGGAGCCAACGUCAACUAUUACUGCAAAGUGAACACGACACACUUCCCCUCCGCUCUGCAGUACGCUCUCAAAGACGAGGUGGUGCUCAGGAUGUUGUGUAAUUAUGGUUACGACAUGGGGCGAUGCUUCGACUGUCCCUACGGCAACGACUCUCACAUCCCUGAAGACUUCGAGGGCUGGAGCGACACCGUCAUCAAAGAUACUCUGUUCUGUGAGGUCAUCACCGUCUCGUGGCUCAAACACCUCUCCGGUCAGCUCGUACUUGUCCUGCUGGACUACGUGGAUCACGUGACUCUGUGCUCCAAGCUGAAGGCGGCGGUGAUGGAGCAGCAGCAGUGGCCCGACAUCUGCAGAGUGCAAGAGAACGCCCGCUGUCUGCAGCAUCUCUGCCGCCUGAGGAUCCGUCAGUGUCUCGGUCGCCUGCGUCUCCGCUCUCCAGUCUUCAUGAGCUUCCUGCCGGUGCCGGGCAGACUGAAGGACUACAUCCUGUACAGAGAGUACGACCUGUACGGCCAGCAGAGCAACACACUGGGAUGAUUCUAGAGCCAGGACACAGAUAUCUGCUGACUUUCAAACCAAGACUUCUUUCAGCUUGUGAUCUCACCUUCUGCAAAAUGUACAGAUUGAACUGAAGUCUGAAAGAAUGAAAUGACUUUUUAUGUUGAACUUUUCUAUUAAAGGUUGUUGUGUUCUUAUUUCUGUGUGUAAAUAAAGCUGUGUGAAACCUUU